AUGGUAGUGGCAAACAACAAAACACAAUGUUUUACAUGUAAUAAAGAAAAAAUAACAUAUUCCUGUGAAGGAUGUUCAAAAAGAUUUUGUUUCGUGGAUUUAGCAGAACACAAACAAAUACUAAAUGAAGAAUUAAAUCAUAUUAUUAAUGAUUUUGAUGAAUUUAAGCAAAGAAUUAAUGAACAAAGACAAAAUGAUUCAUUAAUAAAACAAAUUAAUCAAUGGGAAACAAAUUCCAUUGAAAUAAUUCAACAAAAAGCACAAGAAUGGAGAAAAAUUGUUAUUGGAUCUUCACAAACAUGUAUUGAUGAGAUUGAAAUGAAAUUCAAUGGUUUAUCUGAACAAAUAAAACAAAUUCAUCAGGAAAAUGAAUUUAAUGAAAUAAAUUUAAAUUAUUUAAAAACUGAAUUGAGAGAAAUUACAGAAGAGUUAAAUAAUUCAUCAAAUGUUUCUAUUCAACAAGAUUUACAAUCAUUUAUUUAUCAAAUUUCAAUAAUUUCAUCAAAAAAACCAAAAUUCAACAAAUGGAAACAAAAUGCCAUCACUGUAGCUGGUAGAAAUGGAAAAGGACAAGAAUUAAAUCAAAUCAAUUACCCUGACGGAAUCUUUAUUGAUGGGAAGAAAAAUAUUUUCAUUGCUGAUUGUGACAAUCAUCGUAUCGUUGAAUGGAAAUAUAAUGCAAAGGAAGGACAAAUCAUUGCAGGUGGAAAUGGGCAAGGAAAUCGAAUAAAUCAAUUGAACUGGCCAACAGAUAUGAUUAUUGAUCAACAAAAUCAUUCGAUCAUCAUUGCUGAUUUUGGGAACAAUCGGGUGAUUCAAUGGUUGGGCCAAAAUCAACAAAUUCUCAUUGACAAUAUUGACUGUUCUGGUUUGGCAAUGGAUAGAAAUGGAUUUCUUUAUGUUUCUGAUACUGAGAAAAAUGAAGUGAGACGAUGGAAAAUGGGAGAAUACAAUGAAGGAAUUGUAGUGGCAGGUGGAAAUGGGAAAGGAGAUCAACUCAAUCAACUCGAUUAUCCUACUUUUAUCUUUGUUGAUGAAGAUCAAUCUAUUUAUGUGUCAGAUUGCAACAAUCAUCGUGUGAUGAAAUGGAGAAAAGAUGCAAAAGAAGGAAUAAUUGUGGCUGGAGGAAAUGGUGAAGGAGCAAAUCUCAACCAGUUGUCUGAACCUCAAGGAGUAAUUGUUGAUGAUUUGGGUCAUAUCUAUGUGGCAGAUUCUUGGAAUGCUCGAGUGAUGCGUUGGUGUGAAGAAAAAGAAGAAGGUGAAAUUGUUGUUGGUAGAAAUGAAAAAGGAAAUCAAUUAGAUCAAUUGAACAAUCUCUGUGGAUUAUCUUUUGAUUACAAGGGGAAUCUAUAUGUUGCUGAUUGGUCAAAUCAUCGAAUUGAAAAAUUUGAAAAAACGAAAUUUUUAUCGAUUCAAUCAAAAACAUCGGUGAAAGAGUAUUGGUUAAAAAAUAUACGAAGAGGAGAUAAUCCGUUAUUUAGCAGAUUAUCAGAAAAAUAUGAGUCAUUAUACACAAUUGCUAAUGGUCCACAUACGGAUCUAUCUUCGAAUGCCAUUCUUGAAUCAUUUCUUUGGGCUUACUAUCGACAUCAUGAUAUAGUUCUUUCACCUGAUGAUAUGUGGUUAUUAGUAUGUAUGUUUUUUGCUCAGCAUGUUGAUGAUAAUGCCGAACAACUUCGAUCAAAUUUUGUUGAACAUAAUGAAGGAAAAAUAACGUUAACUACAUGUGAUUUCAAUGACAAAUAUGACUGGGAUGACUUUUAUGAUCAAAUGAAAAAAGAAGUUGUAAAAAAUACAAAGAAUAAUAUCUGUCAAUUACUAACAGUUGAUUUUUCUACAACUGGAAAAGUCGAAUCAAUUCUGUCCGCUGCAUGUAUUAUGAAUACAUUUAAAUUUUACUUUAAAUAUCAACGUGAAAUACGCAUCUGUGGAAUUCGACAAGUACAUUUCAUGGGUACAAUAAAUGAUUGGCAAUCGCUUCGUAUUAAAACUGAACAAUUAAAACUAUUUAGUAAUGAUCAGUUUCAUGGAUAUUCGAACGGUGUAUUGUCAAUUUUCGAUCAGUUUAUCGAAACCUACAAAGGUAAUGUCAAUCAUAAUUUUUGGAUUAAAGUAUGCGAUGUUAAACGAAAAACAAUAGCAGACAUUAAUCCGUGCGCUCCCUUUCAGCUCUCCUUAUUUCCAAAACGUAUACCCAUAGAAAAGCUUACUAGGUGGGUAGUGCAAUUGUUUGGUUUAGAAGAAUUCAUAGUUGAAUCUGAUGAAGAUGAUUCGAUUCUACCAUAUAUAUAUACACCAGUAGAAUUUCUAGAUGGAGGAAACGGUACAAGUGAUCAAUGUCACAUUGUUGGAGGAUUUCAUGGAAUCUAUUCGACAGAAAAUCGCUACAAACCUGUAAUGAGUGUGUCAGUUAUCCAGAUGCUCAAGUCAAAAACACAAAAUCAAAUCUUUAGCGAAGAAGACUGCACAACAUAUUUAUAG
This is a messenger RNA of Adineta steineri, 2481 nucleotides long. The record is from the annotation of a GenBank genome assembly. NCBI's taxonomy places the organism in Eukaryota, Metazoa, Rotifera, Eurotatoria, Adinetida, Adinetidae.